AUGGCGCCUUCAAAACCUCCGAAAGUUUUAAAACCAAUAGCAAAACCCUUGGAGAAGCCUAUAUCCAAGAAAAUGAAGAAGAAGAAAAAGAAUUACGACAGUUUCGACAUAUACAUUUACAAGUUGCUGCGUAGCGUCGCUCCAGAAAACAUAAGGAUAUCGAGGAAAUCUAUGUUGAUAAUGAAUAACGCGGUGAACGACCUGCUGGAGCGGUUCGCUGUGGAGGCGGGGAGGCUGGUGGCGCACGGCAAGAAGACGACCAUGGGGAGCCGGGAGAUACAGUCUGCUGUGAAACUGUUAUUGCCGGGGGAGCUCGCCAAACACGCCAACAUGGAAGCGCUGAAGGCUGUCACACUGUACCACAAUAGUGUGACAAAACCGCCUGCUCAAACGUAA
Molecule: messenger RNA, 396 nt
Organism: Amyelois transitella
Lineage: Eukaryota; Metazoa; Arthropoda; Insecta; Lepidoptera; Pyralidae
Product: late histone H2B.L4-like
Exons: 1
Coding region: 1-396 (131 amino acids)
Biological process (GO): nucleosome assembly
Cellular component (GO): nucleosome
Molecular function (GO): structural constituent of chromatin; DNA binding; protein heterodimerization activity
Source: RefSeq, a predicted model, not a curated record